UCCGCGCCGCAAAGCAGCACAUCGCGCAGUACGUCGAGAACCAGCCGCGAGAACGAACCAACGGAUCGGAUAUUCGUGGCUCCUAAAUUCGCAAAUAAUAAAAAAAAACAUUUAAUAUCUGAGCAGCUGUUGCCGGUGCAGUAUCAUUGAUUAUAUAAUAAAAGGGUGACAACGAAUCGUCGCGUAUCGUAAUUUAAUUGUAUGCAUUGCGGCGUGAUCGAGGCCGAAUUCAUACAAAAUGCAAAACAACUUUGAGAAAAUCACUGGAGAAACUCCUUGGCGUUUCCUUAUUAAAUUCUUGAUAUCGUUGUAUUGCAAUCAGCAGUUCUUCUAAUAAAAAAUGGUCCAAACAGAAACCAUGACCAGCCGAGAACAACAGUUUUAUCGUGUUUUGGAUAAAGAUUGAUAUACAUAUUUUGAGUUAUCUCUUAAAACGUAUGUCAAAAAAUAUAUUUCAAGGUCGUUCGUAGGCAAAUCUUUCUCCCUUCGCCGCUGAUGAAAAUUGACGAAAAUUCUGGCUACGCUCAUGAUAUUUGCAAUACCAUUCAGUAAAGACAUUUCACACCGGGUCAAUAUUUACUACUCGCAUUGCUUGCGUUCGGCUUAAUGUUCGGGGCAGACAGUUCCAAGAUACUGGUGUUGGUUCCAUUCCCUGCACCGAGUCACUGGCUUUGGUUGAACCACUUUGUUCAGGAGCUCCUGGAACGGGGUCACCAGAUAACGGCCAUCGCGAACUUUCCGGCGAAAUCACCACACGCCAACUACACCGAGAUUCUGAUCGAUCCACCGUAUGACAUACCGCAUUACUUUCCCAUAUCGGAUAUAUUCAACUCAAAAUACAGCAGUGACUGGUCCAACCUGGUGCUGUACUGGAAGGCAGGCCUUGCCACAACACAAUAUGCUCUGGAGAAUACCAAUGUUCAGCAGUUCAUCGAGCAGGACGACACCGACUUCGAUUUGGUCAUAUCGGAGCAAUUCUUCCAGGAGGCGUUCCUUAUGUUUGCCCACAAGUACAGGGCUCCGAUUGUGACGAUUGGAACUCUUGGCUAUGCAGACUAUAUGGAUAGAGCAAUGGGAUUGUUGACCCCGUGGUCUUUCGUUCCACAUCCUAUUUUGCUGUACGUGGAUGAAAUGAGCUUCAGUCAAAGGUGCUAUAAUUUUCUCAUCUCGACAACGGAUGCCCUAAUACGGAAGUACUAUUAUCUCCCGCGACAGGACAAACUGGCCAAAAAGUACUUCGCUUCAAUUGAAGGCUCAGAAUCAUUUCCCUCCGUCGACGAACUAGAGAAGUCCAUCUCGGUGAUGUUGAUCAACAGUCACGUUUCGACUUCUUCCCCACGGCCUUCAAUAUCCGGCCUUGUCAAUGUCGCUGGCGCCCAUAUAAAGCCAGAAAAUCCUCUCCCGCAUGAUAUUCAACGCUUUCUGGACAGUGCCUCGGAGGGCGCCAUUUUUUUCAGCCUAGGUUCAUACGUCAAAAGCUCCGACAUGCCAAAGGACAAACUGAAAGCAUUUUUCGAAGUGUUUCGUAACCUCAAACAGAAAGUGCUGUGGAAGUUCGAAGACGAAACCAUGGUGAAUGUUCCGAGGAACGUUAUGGUCAGAAAAUGGUUACCGCAAAGCGAUAUACUAGCGCACAGGAAUAUCGUACUGUUCAUAACUCAUGGAGGAAUGUUCGGCAGUCAGGAAGGAAUUUACAGAGGAGUUCCGAUGCUAUUUAUUCCAUUCUAUGGAGACCAACAUCGCAACGCGUUGAAAGCAGAGCGAGCAGGAUACGCUUUGACGCUUAAUUUUGCCGAUGUCAAUAUCAUCACUUUGGGCUCACGAAUUAACGAGCUACUCACGAAUCCAGCGUAUACUCGACUGGCUAGGAAGGCGUCUGAACUGUUCCGCGAUAAUCUCGUCCCACCAAUGGACGAAGCCAUGCACUGGAUUGAGUACGUGAUAAGGCACAAGGGUGCCAAGCAUUUGAAGUCCUCCUCGGUGGAUCUGAGCUGGUGGCAAUACUUGAUGUGGGAUGUGAUUGCAUUCUAUGUUGGUGCACUGACACUGACUAUUUGCAUCGCAUGCAAAACCCUGAAAGCGUUUUGCGUUAAGUCGGCUAAACACAAACCAAAAGAAUCGAAGCGAAAUGUUUCGUUGACUAAGCCAAAGAACACCAAAAAACCUAAAAGCAAUUAGAAAAAUAUAAUUCAAUAAUCGUACAAUAA
Molecule: messenger RNA, 2207 nt
Organism: Aedes aegypti (yellow fever mosquito)
Lineage: Eukaryota; Metazoa; Arthropoda; Insecta; Diptera; Culicidae
Product: UDP-glucuronosyltransferase 2C1
Exons: 6
Coding region: 607-2178 (523 amino acids)
Molecular function (GO): UDP-glycosyltransferase activity
Source: RefSeq, a predicted model, not a curated record